GUCAGGGCUCUGUGCAGGCCACUCGAGUUCUUCCACACCAUAGUUGGCAAACAGUGUCUUCAUGGACCUCGCUAUGUGAAAUCCUUGAUUGGCCUCAUCCCUUCUUCAUGGAACCCAGUUCCCGUUAGUGUUCUUAAUAUUAUAUUAAGAUAUAUAUAAGGGCUUAGUGAAGAGUCCUAUGUAAUACUGUUUUUAUUGUGGCCUCGCUGGUUUCCUGUCACGACUGCAACUGUCUGCAUUUUUAACGAUUUUAAAAAGGUAACUGCAUCAGAUUGCAAUACUCUCUGGCUCUGCUUCUGUUCUGCUUCUGCUUCUGAAGUCAUCUGUCAUGUUGACUUGCAAUGGUUCAUCUAGGUUCACAUGAGCUUUUAAAGUAACAGAAUGGCCCUUCUGAUGAUGAGAGUGAUAAUUCCCCCACGAGGAAAUAACAACAGGAAAUUAUUCUUAAUAAGAAAGAAAUGAAAGAAAGUCGAUAAGGGUGUGUUAAAAUCAGUAUAUGUGCAUGGCUCUGGUUUGAAUGGUUGCAUGUUUUGACAGCCUAAUCGUGAUUAUUAUGCACAAUGUGUGUUAUGUAGGCUGACAAACAGGUUCUGCAGUCAGGUGUAAAGUUAUGUAUGUGUUUGUGAGGAAGCCUAGCAGUGAGCAGUAUGCUUAGAAAAGAGAGGUGCGAAAUCCAAAACUGCACUUUUCUCUCUGAUAUAUGAUAACGUGGCGGGAAGAAAGGCAUUAGUGGGGCGUAAAGUGACAUUCGGAAGGAAGGAAUGUCGCAAGAAGCAAGUCCCAAGCCUAAAUGUCCAACCCGCCCACCACCUCCUGACCCCUCAAGGCUACGAAACCUACGACUUAGCAGGCUCUCCCACGCAGAAGAAGUACACGAUGAAACAUGUAAUCCAUCAUUGGAGACUCAAAACAUCCCUACAUAUAUAGAUGUGUUGUCUGACAAGUCCCCUGCUAAGGAGGAUGUAGCUCCUGCCAGGCCACCACCUCCAGUACUGAAGAGAUCUUUCCUCUCUCGGACCAGAAGGACACAGGAUUUAAAUGGUCAUGCUGAGACGUCAGACAUCAGAAAUACAGAAACCUCUUGGCAUAACGGGAAUGAAACAGUGGACGGUCCAGCAUACAUUGAUGUUCUUCCCAAUGACAGAAAUCUCCCAAAUCAUACCACACCUCUGAAUGCCCCUCCUCCUCGUCCUGUUGGUCCUCCUCGGGUUUCAUUGUUACAAACCAGAAAACCCUUGCUCUGCCAGACCCGCUCCGCCGAGCCUCCUGUGCAUGUGUAUGAAAGCAUUGAUGACGUUCUGUCACAGGAUGAUGAUGGAAUGAGAGAUUUACCUGCAGGCCUAACAAGAAAAGGGCGUCUUGCUACUUACCACUCAUGGAGUGAACGGUGUAGUGUGUAUGGAGACAGAACCGCAAGGGAGCUGGACAUCUUGUUAGAGUGGUGGAGAAGCGUAGGAGGGUUAGAGAAUCUACCAGUGGACUAUCAAGAAGAGGAAACAGCAACAAAUCCACUGAUCUCAGUGGCACAAAAGGUAAAAACAGCGAUGCGUCUGUAUGAGCUGCUUAUAGUUCAGCGUUGCACAGACCUGCUAAACCAUAUCACCGAGCUCCACUGUACUGCGGACAGUCUUGUCAAGACGAAUAAGUCAACUCGGCUUGCCAAGCUCACAGGAGGCACCACGGGUGCGGUUGGCGGUGUUACUAUUGCAGCAGGCCUUGCUCUCGCCCCACUGACCUUCGGAGCCUCGUUGGUGGCAACCGGUGUCGGCAUUGGAAUUGCUGCUGCUGGAGGGGUCACAGGGGCAUCAGCGUCCUUCACCAAAAAAAGGAAAUGGACUCAGAUAAAGGACAAGGUGGAAAAAAUCAUAAGCAACUAUAGAGCCCAGAUAGAAGAUAUUCUAUCAUGCCUGAGGUUUAUUGAUGUAGGAAUGGAGCACCUCAGAACGCAGGAUAGCUCAAAGCUGAAGGAAAUGGGGGCUCAUUUGGAGAAAAUAGCCAGACUUGCUCAGGAAAUGGAAAAUAUAAACUCCAUAGAUGCCAUUAGUGAGUGUUUUGGCAUCCUGCAGGGUUUGGAUUCCUAUUUCACUGAGGAGGACAAUCCAGGGACUAAGAAGAACUCUAAUAGCCAGCUUGCACAGAAAGUCCGUGAGGUGGCUGACAAACUCAAAGAGUGUGUGGAUCAGCUGAUACGGAUUAAAAACCUGUUUCGCUCAGUAGAGGAUAACGUUUGAUUAAAAUGAUCAGUUUUGUGUAUAUACAUAUAUAUAUAUAUAUAUAUAUAUACAGUGAGGUCAAUAAGUAUUUGAUCACCCUGUGAUUUUGCAAGUUCUCUUACUUAGAAAUCAUGGAGGGGUCUACAAUUUUCAGCAUAGGUGCAUUUCCACUGUGAGAGACAGAAUCUAAAAAUAAAAAUCCGGAAAUCACAUUGUAUGAUUUUUUAACAAUUUAUUUGUGAAUUACUGUGUCAAAUAAGUAUUUGAUCACUUGCUUAUCAGCCAGAUUUCUGACCCUCAAAGACCUGUUAUUUUGCUUUUAAAUAGUCCAGCUACACUCUGCUCAUGAUUCUAAAUUAGUAGCACCUGUUUGAGGUCGUUAGCUGUCAUAAAGACACCUGUGCACCCCACAAUCAGCCAAAGUCUAAGUAGCAACAUGGGCAAAACCAAAGAGCUGUCAAAAGACACAAGAGACAAAAUUGUAGACUUUCACAAAGCUGGAAAGGGCUACGGGGCAAUUGCCAAUAGUCAUGGGAGAAAGUCCUGUGGUCAGAUGAGACCAAAGUAGAACUUUUUGGUCUUAACUCCAUUCGCCGUGUUUGGAGGAAGAAGAAUGAUGAGUAUCAUCCCAAUAAUACCAUACCUACAGUGAAGCAUGGGGCUGGAAGCAUCAUGCUCUGGGGGUGUUUUUCUGCACAGGGGACAGGACGACUGCACUGUAUUAAGGAGAGGAUGAACGGGGCCAUGUAUUGUGACAUAUUGGGCAAAAACCUCCUUCCCUCAGUCAGAGCAUUAAAGAUGGGUCGUGGCUGGGUCUUCCAACAAUGACAAUGACCCAAAGCACACAGCCAGGAAAACCAAGGAGUGGCUCCGUAAGAAGCAUAUCAAGGUUCUGGAGUGGCCUAGCCAGUCUCCAGACCUAAAUCCAAUAGACUCCGUGUUGCUCAGCGACAGCCCCGAAACCUGACAGAUCCAGAGAAGAUCUGUAUGGAGGAGUGGGCCAAAAUCCCGCCUGCAGUGUGUGCAAACCUGGUGAAGAACUACAGGAACCGUUUGACCUCUGUAAUUGUUAACAAAGGCUUCUGUACCAAAUAUUAAAAUUUUUUGACUCAAGUGAUCAAAUACUUAUUUGACACAGUAAUUCACAAAUAAAUUGUUAAAAAAUCAUACAAUGUCAUUUCCGGAUUUUUAUUUUUAGAUUCUGUCUCUCACAGUGGAAAUGCACCUAUGCUGAAAAUUGUAGACCCCUCCAUGAUUUCUAAGUAAGAGAACUUGCAAAAU
This is a messenger RNA of Pangasianodon hypophthalmus (striped catfish), 3494 nucleotides long. RefSeq lists its product as uncharacterized. Gene Ontology annotation, cellular component: extracellular region; membrane. Gene Ontology annotation, molecular function: lipid binding. The transcript has 9 exons. NCBI's taxonomy places the organism in Eukaryota, Metazoa, Chordata, Actinopteri, Siluriformes, Pangasiidae. Gene Ontology annotation, biological process: lipoprotein metabolic process; lipid transport. The record is from RefSeq and is a predicted model, not a curated record. Bases 762 to 2231 code for a protein of 489 amino acids.